Messenger RNA from Puccinia triticina, 1011 nucleotides. RefSeq lists its product as uncharacterized. Lineage: Eukaryota; Fungi; Basidiomycota; Pucciniomycetes; Pucciniales; Pucciniaceae. The record is from RefSeq and is a predicted model, not a curated record. The transcript is spliced from 3 exons. The coding region runs from base 1 to 1011 and encodes 336 amino acids.
AUGAUGCUCAGGGCUGCCAGUACCAAGACCAUCCUCCGACUCGCCAAGCCAGCAGCAGUCAACCAGCAGCUCAGCCGGACAUUCGCCUCUCAAACCUUGCUCUCUCGAACCGACUUCCAGAACAAAUCGACGAGCGAACUCAGGGAAGAACUCUCGAAACGGGGCAUAGUCACCGGCUCGAAGAAAAAAACGAUCUUGAUCGACAAGAUUCUAGAGGAUGAACAGAGACGGAUGAGCAGCUCAGCCAUCCGGGCCAAGAAAGUGGGGGGACAGCCGGCUGGAGGAAGGAGUGGGACCGAGGAACUGGCCCGCUCGAGACAGUCAUCGACGAGCACAUUGCCAGAGCCGGUCGUCAGCUCGCCGAUCAAGGUGGCCGCCCGACUGAUGAGCGAGCCCGACGGCGAGACACCCAAGUCAGCCCAGAUCCAGACCGGCUCCAAAUCAGCCUCCCUGGCCUCACCCGGAAUCACCCUCAGGAGCGAAGGCCACCAGGCCCAGGUCUGGCCGGCUUCCAUCGAGCUCCCCAGCACACCCGUCGAGGAACCCACGCGGACGACGAUCCCAUUCAUCCCCGAUAAUUGGACCUCUCACAAACAAUCACAUGCUCCCAAGAUGGUCGAGCUCAAACCCAGCUCAGCCGAAGUCUCAACAGCCUCCCAUCCGAGUACCCUGCCCGAAGGAGGGCCCUCACAGAUCGUCACCGACCGAUUCUCACCCUCCUCCACCCCUCGCUCCUCUUCAUCCUCAGAUCCGGCCCAGGGAUCGACAGCCUCGAGCCAGCAGAACCCCGACCAGCUCAUCCUAAACUACCUCGCCUCCAUCUCCCUGCCCUCCUCGCUCGACUUCUUCUCAUCCAAAGAUCCUGACCAACAAGAUCAUGCUCCCCAUCCUCAUGAGCAGUUCAAGUUCGAAGACCGUCCCUUGAACGAUCACGAACGAAACGGUCUCUAUCAGUUACUGGCCUUCUUUGGCGGAUCCUGGCUCGUCGCUGGGCUCUUUGGCGGUCAUUAA